ACAAGGCGCCAAUGGAGCAAUGUCUCCUCGAUCUAUGGUUUUUGAAUAUAAAAAAAAAUAUAUAUAAAAAAAGGGUAAAGGAUUUGCGUAAGACUGCUGGUGGAAGAAGUGGUGAAUAUCAAAAGCAAAGUUUAUUGUCUUUAGAUUAAUUGAUUUCUCGUAGAUGUUGUGGUGUAUCGGCAAAUGGUUGUUCCGAAAUUAGAGGUUAUUCGGAUGAGAAUCAGACUUCACUGUCGCUCCCCUUCAGUCCAAACAAAGCUGACCAAAAUAAAUUCACCACCAGUACUGCCAAGAAACUUCCCAACAGUCAGCUGCAACGCCAAGAUAUAUAAAAUAUAUUAUUAGAGAAUGGGGAACAAGAAUGGGGGAUCUGAAUAGGAUAGAACGACUUUUCGGCACUCUAGAAAGAUGCUGUAAUGCUCAAAGAACAGUGAAGGGUGAUGAUACAGAACAAAGCGAAACGAAUGAAGUCAGUGUUGAAACUUUUCCACUGAAUAAUGGUGGAGAAGAGAGAAAGUUUUACUGGGGAAGAGCACAAAGAUUCACAUGUCGACUGAUCUUAUUUUAUUGCUUUUUUCCUCAAGGCUGACAAUGUACCACCAAAGUAGGCUUCACUUCCCCAUGUAAAGCGUGAGAUUGAAGGAUAUGCUCUUGCAUACCUAGAUACUGAACGGGGGCAGGGUAAAUUUGUUGUCAUUGUGUGGUUGUAGACUCGUAGUUCAGCGAGUAGUACAAAGAACUACUCCGUAAGCUUCAGAACUGGAUCCUCUUGUGGAUUCUCCUGAUAUUAAAAGCAUGGCAUAGCACCCCUCCCUUCUUCCGUCGUCUCC
Messenger RNA from Sclerotinia trifoliorum, 830 nucleotides. Lineage: Eukaryota; Fungi; Ascomycota; Leotiomycetes; Helotiales; Sclerotiniaceae. The record is from the annotation of a GenBank genome assembly.